Molecule: messenger RNA, 747 nt
Organism: Zea mays
Lineage: Eukaryota; Viridiplantae; Streptophyta; Magnoliopsida; Poales; Poaceae
Product: 60S acidic ribosomal protein P1
Exons: 4
Coding region: 146-475 (109 amino acids)
Biological process (GO): cytoplasmic translation; translational elongation
Cellular component (GO): ribosome; cytosolic large ribosomal subunit
Molecular function (GO): ribonucleoprotein complex binding; structural constituent of ribosome; protein kinase activator activity
Source: RefSeq, a predicted model, not a curated record
CCAAGCACCUAUAUUAUGUCCACCCACGCCGCCUCCCUCCGAAACCCUAGAAGCCUCCACCCUCCAGCGCCUCCACCUUCCUCGCCGCCUCACUCCCUCUGCAGAGGUCGCAGAUCCGUCCGGUUAGACGAAGCCGCCCGCACCCAUGGCCUCCGGUGAGCUCGCCUGCACCUACGCCGCCCUCAUCCUCAGCGACGACGGCAUCGCCAUCACCGCCGAGAAGAUCGCCACCAUCGUGAAGGCGGCCAACAUCAAGGUCGAGUCCUACUGGCCGGCGCUCUUCGCUAAGCUCCUGGAGAAGCGCAGCGUUGAGGAUCUAAUCCUCUCCGUGGGAUCUGGUGGUGGCGCUGCUCCAGUUGCUGCUUCCGCCCCAGCUGGGGGUGCUGCAGCUGCUGCUGCCCCUGCUGCAGAGGAGAAGAAGGAAGAGCCCAAGGAGGAGUCUGAUGACGACAUGGGCUUCAGCCUGUUCGACUGAGACCCUCGCUACCCAGCCAUUAGCAAAUUCGCUUAUGCUGUCCAAGACUUAUCUUACGUUAUGUCUGUAGGCUUUUGUUAUUACAAGUACUCAAGUUUUGAGUUUUUGAGAUGUGGCUAUGACAAUGUGAUGAAGAACCCUAAACCAUCGUAUUAGAGUGAAACUUGUUUCUAUAUAGAGUUCCAAGUUUCUUGAACCUCAAACUUGCUCUGGUUGAUGCUCUGAUGUUUUCAGUCGGUGCUUUUUAAUCGAAGUCAACCGAUUUUCGAAUU